CAGUGAUCUCUCAUCAUUCCUUCACCUUCCCUCAACCUCCCUCUUAUCUUCCAUAUCCACUUCUUCUUUUUUCUUCUUCAUCUCCAUCUUUUAUCAGUAAAUACACAAAGAGACAAAUAUGGGGAAUUGCCAAGCUGUGGAUGCAGCAGCACUGGUGAUUCAGCAUCCAAGUGGGAAGAUAGAGAGACUGUAUAGCACAAUGACUGCAAGUGAGGUGAUGAGGAUGAAUCCUGGUCAUUAUGUGUCUUUGAUAAUCCCACUUCAAGUUCCACAUCAAGAACAACAGAAUCAACAGGACCAGAACACUGUGCGUAUCACCCAGGUUAAGCUGCUUCGUCCUAAUGAAACUCUCACUCUUGGUCAUGCUUAUAGGCUCAUCACAACUCAAGAAGUUAUAAACGUACUGAGAGCAAAGAAGCAUGCAAAGACAAGGAAGCCACCACAGGCAGAGUCACCAGUACAAGAAGGAGAGAAUUUUCACACGAGAAAGCCAUAUCAGGGAAUGAGGGGAGAGAGACAGAGGGUGAGGAUAAAUUCUAGAAGUGCAGUGAGGUGUAAGUCAUGGAGACCUUCUUUACAGAGUAUCUCAGAGUCAAGGAGCUCCACGAUGAAAAGUUGUGAUAUUCAAAGUGGUUCACACAGUAAUAUCAUUUGAUUUAUCAACGAAUGCCUCUCUGGCAUGGCAGCACCAGAUUCACCCCAGUUCCUGGUACCUAGCCACCACAAGAUUUCUGUUUCAUCAAACCAUGCUCCACUAGAACACAAUUUGUAUAGCUCCAAGCGAAAAAGAAAAGUCAUGAAUGUAUAAAAAAUCUGGCAGA
This is a messenger RNA of Prosopis cineraria, 821 nucleotides long. RefSeq lists its product as uncharacterized. The transcript has 3 exons. Lineage: Eukaryota; Viridiplantae; Streptophyta; Magnoliopsida; Fabales; Fabaceae. The coding region runs from base 119 to 655 and encodes 178 amino acids. The record is from RefSeq and is a predicted model, not a curated record.